UUUUUGAUUAUAAGGAGUACAAAUAUCAUGCAGAUAACCACUGAAUCGCUGGAACUGUAGCUUUCCAGUGGUACCUAUUGUGAGACUUUACCCGACGACUCACAGCAGCCAAUGAGGCAACUCAAAGCAGCUUGAUUUUGCGUUACACUGUGUGGGAUUUGGUUGUAUCGUAUGUCGGUCAAGUAAAUCUCGGCCGGGGCAGCUGCAGCUUUGUUGGUCUGAAAUGACAAAUGGACACUCAAGAAAUCACUAAGGACCUACCGACCAAGAACAAAACAUAAACCAUGUGUCUCCCAUCAGUUAACGUAUGUGAGGAAACAAGAGAGAGACUGAGAAAAUGGCUAAAAAAAACAUAACAGUUACGGACGCGCCAGAGAUUAUUUUCGCUAGCACUCGUGAACAUGGAGCAUCAGAACCAGAAGGCUUCGACUCUUCUGAAGAAGAAGAAUACAGUAAAUAUUACAAGAGGUUUCACAUCUGCCUGGGCCUAGCGGCCCACAGGCGGCAUAUAUCCAGGAGCCAGAACCUCCAGCUGUGCCUGCCACCAGGUCAAGAUACACUGUGGCUCAAGGGCCUUCACCACUGCCAUCACCACCAAGGACAUCACCACCAAGGACCAGCAGACCAGCAUCACUACAGCUGCCUCCACCUCCAUCUGUGCCUGCCAUCAGGUCAAGAUACACCUCGGCACAAAGGCCUCCACCACAGCCACCAGCAUCAACUCAGCCAGCAAGGAGGUCUCUUAGAACACACGUACCCCCCACACAUCCACAACCAUCAACCCGGCGAGCAAGGAGGUCUCGUAGAGCACACGUACCUCCCACACAGCCACCAGCAUCAACCCGGGACAAUCAAACGUACCUCCCUCCAACACAGCCACCAUCACCCCCACAGCAGCCAGUCCCACUGUCUUGGAAGACAGACAAAGACCAUGCCACUGCUCCCCCUGUCUUUACAUUUAUAAUGAGUAGUUGGUUGAACAAGUUUUGAUAUUGUAAAUAAUAAUA
Molecule: messenger RNA, 1007 nt
Organism: Gymnodraco acuticeps
Lineage: Eukaryota; Metazoa; Chordata; Actinopteri; Perciformes; Bathydraconidae
Product: histidine-rich glycoprotein-like
Exons: 2
Coding region: 338-964 (208 amino acids)
Source: RefSeq, a predicted model, not a curated record